This is a messenger RNA of Cheilinus undulatus (humphead wrasse), 6000 nucleotides long. It is a transcript of the gene magixa, whose product is annotated as MAGI family member, X-linked a. Gene Ontology annotation, biological process: signal transduction. The record is from RefSeq and is a predicted model, not a curated record. The transcript is spliced from 22 exons. Lineage: Eukaryota; Metazoa; Chordata; Actinopteri; Labriformes; Labridae. Gene Ontology annotation, cellular component: cytoplasm. The coding region runs from base 95 to 4255 and encodes 1386 amino acids. Gene Ontology annotation, molecular function: protein binding.
CACGGGAAAAGGGAGAGAGACUAACAGAAACUUUGGAGAUAGUUUGGAGAUGACAGCUGAACACACACCAACCCAUCUGUAGAGCUCGGCCGCCAUGUCUAAAGCGACGGUGAAGAAGCUGCACUGGCGCUCCAAGGUGCAGGAGAGCUUCGUCCCGCUGGGCGGCGGCUCUGGAGAGCUCGGUCUGGCCAUCGGAGGCGGAGCCGACUACGGCGAGUUCCCCUUCGUCACUGCGGCUCACGGGGGCGGGGCCACCGUGGGCGACAUCAUCUUAGAGAUCGGGGGGACGCCCGUGUUAGGGAUGACCCUCGGUGAUGUCAGAGGAGUCCUCAACUCCUGUCCUCAUCCAAUCAGAAUCAAGACCGUCUCACCAGGUUCGUCCCUCUGUAAGGACCUCAGGUUGUACCUCAGCAAGUGUUUCACUCCGGGCUCCAUGGACAGUCAGCUGCAGCAGCUCAUCCGAGAAAACCUCUACCUGAGAGCCGUACCAUGUACGACGCGGCAGCCUCGAGACGGGGAGAUCUCAGGAGUGGACUACAACUUUGUGUCCAUCGAGGAGUUUUUCUCUCUGGAGGAGUCAGGAGCUCUGCUGGAAAGCGGCAAGUUCAAAGGCAACUAUUACGGUACGCCCCGCCCAGUCCACAUCGGUCCGGAGAGUCCACCAAUCACGUACCAGGAGCAUCGAAACCUUCUGAGGAACUUCAGGACGAGGAGCAAAUCUCUGAGCAACCUGGAGAAAGCCGUGGAGGAGGGGGACAACAGCGAGGAGGACAGCGGACUCUCAGCGGGUUCAGCUGGAGCCCCGCCCAACACCCUGCCUCUCAGCCAAUCGUGGGAGUCGGCGGUGGGGAGUCGAGAAGGAGCGGAGAACGGAGGAGGAGUAAGAGGAGCAGGGAGAGGACGGGGAGCAGCAGGAGGAGUAGGAGGAGUAGGAGGUCCGCUGCCUGAAAACUGGGAGCUGGCCUUCAGUGAUUCAGGAGAGCCGUAUUAUAUAGAUCAUAACUCAAAGACGACCAGCUGGCUGGAUCCUCGGACUCAGAGCAAAGAGGCGACUUCCUGCUCUGAACUCCCAGAGUUCACAGAGCAGCCGAGUCUGCUGAGAGGUUACUCCAUCCACACCCGGCUCUCUAAAGGACCCCGAGGCUUCGGCUUCAACAUCGUGGGAGGAAGUCGACCCCGAGAGUUUCUGCAGGUGUACAGCGUCACACCUGGAGGUCCUCCUGCACUAAACACAGCGGACAUCUUGGUGUACAUCAACGACACCUGCGUGCUCGGUCGCUCUCAUAAGGAGGUGGUGGAGAUGCUGAAGUCCGUGCCGAUGGGUCAGAGCGUGGACGUGGUGCUGAGGAGAGGAUACCCCAUGCUUUAUAACCCCGAUGGAUGUCCCAAACAGAGCCUGGAGACGCCACAGAACUCCUCUAACCCUCCUAACGGGAACCGCAGCCAGACGCACCUCACCUACAGCCGCCCGCUGGAUGCCAGCGACAACACACCAGGGAUGAACCAAACCCCGCCUUCCUUUGCUACUCAGCCAAUGACGAACGGUCUGACCGGCCCAUCUACCCCAACGUCCUCGGACGCCCCGCUCGGUCCACCACCACUUCCAGAGAGAACGUCAGCCAAUCACAGCGACUCUGACGGCGGUGUGUCCAGUGCAGGAACAAGAAGGUCGUCUCUGAUUCGUUACAACAGCAGCACUCUCCCCGCCCUCUCCUCCUCUGGCCUCCUCCACCAUCAGAGCUCCAAGUCUUCAGAGAGCGACCUGUCCACGUCCACGCUCCCCAUCUCCUCCUCCACGCUCCCUCUGACGUCCUCAUCAUCCCACGCUCUGUCCAAACUGCCCCUCUCUCAGCCGGAGACGGGCCUUGGCCAAAACUCCUCCAGCCCGACCUCCACCAACAACCCCAGCACCUCCUCCACGCCUCCUGGUGCUCCUGUGCAGCGCCCGGUGAUGCCCCAGACAUCUCUGGCUUUAACCCCACCCAGAGACAUCCCGCCCUGCGGUUUUAACGGCUGCCCGGCCAAUCACCAAACACCUUCCUCGGCCUCCAGAGGAAACCCCGGGCUGGUGCUGCCCCUUGGAGCGGGGUCUGCAGGAUCACCGCCGAAUGGGGAGCUCGUCCCUGUGCCUCUCGGGCGCAGUGAGAGUGGGGGGCUGGGGUUCAGUGUGACUGCAGGGGGGCAAGGAGGGCAGCUAGCAGUGGUGAGGAGGGUCUGGGAUCGAAGGCACUGCCCCUCGCUGCAGCCAGGGGACACUAUAGUGAAGAUCAACGGAGCAGAUGUGCAGAGUCUCAGCUUCUCACAGGUGCAGAGAGUCCUACAAGAACACACCAAACAGGGAGAGGUGGUCCUCCUGGUCUACAGAGGUCCAAUCUCUUCCCCGGUUGUCACCCCUAACCUCUACAAGCCCCUCCCCUCCCCCCACAGCCUGGCCACACCCUCUUCCUUACACCCCUCAACUUUAGCCGACUUGCCUUCCCCGUCCACGGGUGCCUUGGUGGGGGGCGUCCCCCCACUCAACCAGGCCGGCUUGGCCUUGGAGAGUCCUCAGGAGGGACACCUACCAGCCCCAGGGACCCACCAAGGGACUCCUCCAGCUCAGACUCCUAACGGCUCCCCGGCCUCGGCCCUCAUCCAGAGCACCAGCUUCUUGGAUUCUGUUCCCGUGACGCUGACCCUGGAGCCUCGUGAUCUGCUGGGGGUGGAGGAGAGUGCAGGAGGGCCUCCUGGUAGAGGAGGAGCGCCCGGAGCAGCGUCCAAGGAUGGAAGAGGAGUAAAGACGGUGGAGGUGGAGCUGAGGAGGAGGCCGGGAGAAGGCUUCGGAUUCGUCAUCGCCUCUCAGGAAGUCACCAGUGGGUCCCCCUCCCUGAUGUCCCACAGGUUUGUGACGGUGCGGCGGGGCAGCCCGGCGGCACGCAGCGGGCAGAUUCAGCCCGGGGACCAGCUGGAGGCGGUGGAGGGCCGAGCCGUGGGGGGGCUGCAGCAUCGAGACCUCGCCCAGAUCCUGAGGAGGGCGGGGAACACCCUGAGACUGAGCAUCACGCCACGACACCACUCAUCCACUGUGUCUGAAGGAGCAGAUCUGGACAUUGAUGGCCGGCUGAUGAAAGGAUCCAGAGGGAGGUCAAAGGAUGAGUCCAGGUUCUACAGCGUCGACCUUGAACGGGGUCCCACGGGUUUCGGUUUCUCUCUGAGGGGGGGCAGCGAGUACAACAUGGGGCUGUACGUUCUCGGGCUGAUGGACGGGGGCCCGGCCCAACGCAGCAACAAGAUCCAGGUGUCCGAUCAGCUGGUGGAGAUAAACGGAGACAGCACAUCAGGGAUGACUCACAGUCAGGCUGUGGAGCAGAUCAGGAGAGGAGGACAUCGAAUCCACCUUGUCCUCAAGAAAGGAAACGGAUAUGUGCCCGACUACGGCCCUGAGGAAGGAGCCCUCUCCCCCUCCUCCUCCUCACACACAGAGGAGCAGGAUGCAGAAACAGUAACCAUGACAACCGCCUCCUACAGCCAGCACAGAGGAGGAGGAGGAGGAGGAGAGAGCAGGAGAAGGGCGAGGAGAGAAGGAGUAACCAAAAGAAGAACACGAGCAGGAGGAGGAGGAGGAGGGUUAGGGCCUCCUGAUCUAGACCUGGACCUAGUGGAGGAGGAGGCGGAGGAAGAGGAGAGGAGGAGGGAGGAAGAGGAGAAGAGGGAGGAAGAAGAGAGGAGGAGGAGAGGCAAGUCAGCCAAGCAGAAGGAGAACCAGAGGGAGCAGGAGAGGAGGAGCAGGAGUUUACCCAGGAACAGCGCUCCUUCCUGGGAUACGACGACGCUGGAGGAGAGGGAGGAGGUGGAGGAGUCUGGAGGAAGAGCGAAGGAGAGGAGGAGGAAAAGCGAGUCGAAGAGCAGAAGGAGAGUGAUAGAAGAAAAGGAGGAGAAGAGAGACCACAGCACCACCCCAAAGCAUUCUGGGAGCUCGCCUUCUCCUCAGAAAGCAGCGUUCUCCUUCCUGAUGCCGAUGAACGACGAGGAAGACGAGCACCAGCCUGUAUCUGACAGCGAAUCAGCAGCAAGCUUCUCGGAAGUCAGCCUAUCAGCAGCCAGCAUUGCUACCGCAGGCUGGAAGGAGGAUUCUGAUUGGAGGAGAGCUGAGUCGCCGUGGAAACAGGGGAGCACACCCGGCCCGUGGCUGAAGCCGACGCCGCAGAGACUGACGCAGGCCCUUACAGGAAGUCGGCCCAGUGGUCGGGAACUCGUGGGCGGUCUCUCUCUCUGAUUGGCCCACAGUGAGGAUGUUCUCUUUCCUAAUUGGCUAUAUAUAUAUAUAAGGGCUUUUUUUAAUGAGAAGACCCGCCUAUGCCUGCGUCUGAUUGGAUGACAGACAAUUUGAUUGGAGCAUGAGACGCAAGCAGAAAACGACUUGUCUUUUGAUUGGCUUGUGGGCGGGUUUUGAGGCCUCUGAUCGGCCAAUGACAUAACAGCUGCACACAGAGCCAUCUAAUUAACAAACAGUUGUGUUUAUAUUUACCCAUCAUGCCUUUGUGCAUCCUGAAAACAUACAUCAUGAAGCCAUAUGAGCGUUCAAUCAAGCUUCACAUUCUGGUAUCACAGCGCUGGUUUACUUCAGCCAGGUUGUAACUUUAUCGACCAAUCACAGCAGUGAGAGGAGACCGAUCAGCAUCUUCCUACAGGAGCCUUACAGGGACAAAAAGCACCGCUGUUAAUAAACUAAUGAAAAGCAAGAGAUAGAAAGAAUUAUUAACAUUUUUGCUAAGGUUUAGUUCUGCUGCAGGACGAUUAUUCUCCUCCUUCGCUCAAAUCAGCCACGGUAAUCGCUCCUAACCUUAGUUUCAAAUACGGUCCACAGAAAAUAUUAAUCAAUUUUUAAAAUCUGUUAAAACCUACAGAAUAAAAGCUGGUUAGCUGGUUGAACAAGAUGAUACCUGAUAACACUGUGAUGUGUUUGAGGACAGCUCAGUAAAAUGACUAUUAGACAAAGGUGAAGAAAGCAUCAUCAGAUUGGUGCAGUUUUUAAAUACUUAUUGAUUCAAGAAACCUUAAAUUCCAUGAGACCAGUCUGAAGCGGAUUAAGGAGCGGUGUUGGACAGAUUUUACAUCACUGUGAGAGCAGGGAGACGCUGACAUGGAGGAACCAGAGUGCACUGAAGGGACGAUGAAGCAUGCAAUUAAAUCGUGAUUUUAAAUGAAAAUAGUGCACUAAUUGUGGGAUUCAAUUAACCACAAUUAAUGUGAUUAAUCUUGACAGUCCUGCUUAAAAUACACUCUGACAAGUCACUCUUAAACACUGAGAGGAAAACACAAAUUCUCACAAAUAAACCUUGCAGUGCAGACAGGUUUUCCAGACUCCAUGUUUGUCAUCGGGCAACUCCAUGCUGAAAAGCUCCAACCCACAGCAUUUGUGCAGAACUGAACACUGUUUGGACCAGUCAGCAUCAUUUUAGGAGAACGAGGUGGUAGCUGUGGGCGGGGUUUAGCGUCAGUUUUACUGGAACCAGAUCCAAUUUCUUUAUUACUAAAGAAUAAAAACAACACUAAAAGCUCCUUAUGAUGGGAAAGAUUAUUUCGCCCUUUUUCUGGUCUGCUUUGGCAUUAUUUGCAAUCAUUAGGGGUGGAGUCUGUCUGUGUAUCCAAUAGCUGUUGCCACAGUAGCCAUUAGCUCGGAUGUAGCUGUAGGAAAGCGGCAGUUUAAUCGAAACUGGACCUGUGUAUUUUUUGGCAGCUAUUUCUAAUUUUAGUAUCAGUCCUUAGAUGAAAUGCCCCUUAGUUUCAGUCGACGAAAACUCAAGAGCAUUUUAGUCUAGUUUUAGUCCAUAAAAGUCCUCACAUUUUAGUCUUUACUUUUAGUCCAAGCAUUUAUUCUCUUGCCUAAAUCUGGUACCAAACCAUGAUAGUGUUCUCUCCACUCUGCAGAAUAGAUACAGAUGCAUUGUUUUAUUGACAGAUUUACCCACAGUGGUGAAAUAUCAAGGAUUUUGAAUGUCUGACAAAAACUACAUUACA